Lactuca virosa is the source of this 1446-nucleotide messenger RNA. The record is from the annotation of a GenBank genome assembly. NCBI's taxonomy places the organism in Eukaryota, Viridiplantae, Streptophyta, Magnoliopsida, Asterales, Asteraceae.
AUGGAGAGUAGUUCUAGAUCAGCUCCAACAACUACUUCUGCACCUUCAACAACUAGUAAAAUGAGAAAAAAUGCUAGUGGGGCCAGAACUGAUCCUGGUUGGCAGCAUGGUUUAGAUUUGCAUGAUCGGAAAGUCAAGUGUAAAUUUUGUAACUCUGUAUGCUCUGUUGGGAUUUUCAUAUUCAAACACCACUUAGCUCGCACACGUAAUAAUGUCGCGCCUUGUGAUAAAGUUCCCGAAAAUAUUAGGCUCGAAUUUUGUCGAUUAUUGGAAGAGAAUGAUAUGGUAACAAAGAAAAAGAGAGGUGCAUUUUCAACCAGUGAAGAUGAUGAGGUCUAUGAGAAGCAAGCUAGAGGCAAUAACUUGGAAAACAAUGUGACAAAAAAAGGAAAGGUUCAAAGCACAAUGAAUUCUAUUUUCAAGAAGGAAGAACGUGAAAGAGUUUCCCAACAAAUUGCAAGGUCACGACUAAUUUGCUUGUUUAAAGAGUUUACAAAAGGGAAAGAGCUCCUUAGGCCUGGAGCAACUAGAUUUGCCACAUCUUAUCUUACACUUGGUCGCUUGUUUGAGCUGAAAAGUGCAUUGAUCUCAUUUUUUGCAUCUAAAAAAUGGUUGUCUACUAACUAUGCAAGGACUGAUACCGGAAAAGAUGUUGAGGAUAUAGUUAUGGAUACUGCAGGAUUUUGGUCAUCAGUUAUCACAUGCCUUAGGGCCGUGAAACCCUUAAUGAAGGUUCUUCGAUUGGUUGAUUCAGAUUCUAAACCAGCUAUGGGUUUCAUUUACCAAGCCAUUGUAAAUGCAAAGAAGGAAAUUAAAGCAAACUUCAAAGAUAUCCAAACAAGGUAUGGACCUUUUUAUGAUAUCAUUGAUGAUAGAUGGUAUAAUCAGAUGAAUAGGGCACAACAUGUGGCGGGUUAUUACUUGAACCCACAGAUGCAAUAUAGCGAUGAUUUUGAGAAUAAUGGUUGGAUCAAAAGUGGAUUGUACAUGUGCCUAGAACGAAUAUGUGGUGCUGAUGAGAACCUAGCGAAGACGAUUGAUUGUCAGUUUGAUCAAUUCACGAAUGCAAGAGGUCUCUUUGGUCUUAAUGUACAUUCUAAGAAAAGAAAUCGACUACAACAACAAAAGAUGAAUGAUCUUGUGUAUGUUAUGUACAACUUGAAGCUGAAUGGAAGAGAUGAAAAUAAAGGAAAAGGGCAUGAUGGACUUGAGACAUUAAAUCUUGAUGAUGUUAGUUUUGACGAUGAGUGGAUUACUGAAGAACCGUCUUCUAAUCAUGAUGUAAAUGAUGAUGAUGAUUUUCUUGAAAGGGCUAUAAGAGAUCAAUUGCGUGCGGAUGAUCGAAGAGAUUUAGGACAAGAUAUUUUGGAUUUAGAAGAGGAAGAUGAUUUGGAUGCACAAUUUGUUAUGUUAGACAAGAUUAAAUGGUAUUUGUGUUGUGACUAA